AUGAAGGACUUUGAUGAGAUGAACCUUUCGCUCGUCACUGUUGGCCAAUUUUUACCAGAGGCCUUGUAUUGUAUCGACGAUUCACCGCUCCAAAACCAGACUCUCUUCCCCGGAUGCUACGGAAUAUGCGCAAACCCUGAUGUCUCCGGCAUAGGAAACAGAAUUUCUUUGUACAUUCAGACAAUCUUGACUCUCUGGCUUGCAACUCUAACCCCUCAUCCGGACGAUACUCUUGGUGCUAUGCUAGCAGGUAUUGCCGCUUCCUUUACCGUCUUCGUUGCCACUCUAGCUCAAUACGCAUACAAUAAUAUCACAUUUCAUCAUACACUCAUCACGAUCAAUCUUUCCGCGUUGCCUACCGUCGCUUUUUUUGCUGGUAUCUUGCGGCUUCGACUCCAACCUGGUGUAAUCCCCAUGGGUCCAAAGCUCUUUGCAACGCCCAUCAUGCUUAUCCAAUUCAUUGCCUGCGCAGUUUCUGUAUUCCUUGGCGUCGGACUCAAUUCCAUUGUGGGCGGAAGGAACGACAAUAGUGCGGGUAGGGGAGGUAGUGGAAGUUGGGAAGUAGCUCAACCCCAGUGCAACAAUGAGACAAAAGUGAUCAUCUUUGGACGGAGUCUUCGAUUUUGCACGCCCAAGGGUCGCGGAACCUCUACAGGAAGUCAGUGGGAUGACGCCGGCGGAACGAGUCCUCAUUUUGGUCGUCUAUGGAAUCAUUGUAUUCUUGCCAUUCUUGUGUUCAUUCGUUUGCUUGUACCUCCCAGAGACAGGCAAGUUGUCCACCUCUUGUUAGAGUCUUGGUUGACCAUGACCCGAGGAACCCUUCGUGCAUUUGCCCACGCAUUUCAUCAGGAAAGGCGAACCAACAAGUUUGCUCUCUUUGCUUUCUUCAUCCUCAGCAACGCUUGGGUAAUGGUUCUGAUCUAUGCGAAUGAAACCCAGAUUAGAGAGAACAAGGUUCUCGCUGGAGAAUCUCAAUGGGGUUCCGGUCAGAUUCUCGCAAUGCUCCUUUGUAUUAUCCCACUCCUCGGCUGCAUCAAGAUCUUUAUCCAAGAAGUGGGAAACAGGAAUCGUAAAUGGCGUCAAAUGUUCAAGCGCGCGCGCCUCCAUCGAUUCUUUGGGGUUCGAUUUGAAUCCAAUUCGGCCACCUCGACGACACCGGUUACACCAGCUCCUGGAACCCCUCGACGGUCUCUCAGUCGUGGACCAGGAGAGUCAAAGGAUCUCGAAGACGGACUCAAAGCCCCGACAGCCUCGCCAAAGAGUCCAAAGAGUCUGAACGCCCAAACGCCCACAUCGCCACGCGAUCAAGAUGGGGAUUACUUUUCGCAAAAGACGCGUCCGGAGAUGGCGAGUCGACGACUUUCGAAGCGGGACCGGUAUAGCAUCAAGCGACCAGAGGAUAUUGUCAUCGUAUCGCCCGGCGAGGAUUCAGGGCCAGAGGACGCACCAGGAUCAGGAUAUGGCCGACGGCCGAGGCUGGGAAGGGAAAGCACGCUAGUAGAUACACCUGACGCGACGAUCAAAGAGAACAAACGCGAGCGAACGAAGAGCGUGGGUAGUAUUGCCGGGCACAGUGUGCGUUCCAUAUCGGGCAACGUCAAAGUCAUCGUCCAUCCCGAUGGACGCAUGUCUCGCGUCCUCUCCCGUCGCAAUUCGAUGGUGGGCGGUGGAGAGGACAAGGUCAAGUACCGCGAGGACGACGAUCGUCCAAGGCAGCGUCGUCGGUUGUCCAAGAGUCGACCAGACUCGCGAGCCGCCUCUCGUAAAUCAGAUGACGAUGAUGGUGGAUAUUGGUCCGCUGUAGAUGACCACGAGUCUACACGAGGAGGAAGGUUGAGCAGGCGGGAUUCUGCCGCCAAUGAUGAAACGAUUCGACGCGCAGAGACGGUUGAGCGCGGUCGCAGGCCGUCUUCGGGUAGCAACAAGAACGACGACCCGCUCUCCAAGUACUAUUGGGAUCCCCAGCGUGGUUGGUUGGAGCGCAAGUGA
Messenger RNA from Serendipita indica DSM 11827, 1989 nucleotides. NCBI's taxonomy places the organism in Eukaryota, Fungi, Basidiomycota, Agaricomycetes, Sebacinales, Serendipitaceae. The record is from the annotation of a GenBank genome assembly.